CUCCUAUCACAGCCUGAAUCUAACAGCAAUACCUAUCGUCUAAACACGACAAGAAGACCGUUCUACAAAUACAAUGGCUGUCAAAACACUCGAAGUCCGCCCUCUCCCACCCCCUCACCCAGAUUCGACAGUCGACUUCGGCGCCGAGAUCAGCAAUGUGGACCUCGAGAAUCUUUCUGAAGCCGACUUUCAAGUCAUUCGCAAUGCCCUGUACAACUCCCAUGUCGUUGUCUUGAAGAACCAAGCCGGCCUGUCCCCUCGAGCCCAAUAUGAGCUCACCAAGCGUUUCGAUCCUGCGUCCGACAACUAUGGGCACGGCAAGACCCUCGAUGCGAAGCGUUCCGUCCUCCACCCCGACCUGAAGACCAUUCCUCACCAGCCACAAGUACAAGUCAUUGGGAAUGGAUUCUACGAGGAGUAUGAAGGAUUGAAGAACAUCACGCUGAAGCACCCACACCACAAGACCUUCCACAAGGAGAUCAUUCCGGAGGAGGACGACCUGGACGCAACCCGGUUCUACCGAUGGCACAUUGAUGCGGCUCUUUAUGCCUUGAACCCUCCCAAGGUCACAUCACUGCUUGCUGUCAAGGUCCCCGCUGGCAGACGCCAGACUUUACGUUUCGACGAUGGAACUGGGGAGGAGAUGGACGUUCCUCUUGGAACUACAGCCUUCGUGUCUGGCCAGAACAUGUAUAACUUGUUGAGCGAGGAAGACAAGGAAUUUGUUCGAAAUGCCAAGGUCGAGUACGCACCUCAUCCAUACAUCUGGAUGUCUCCUGCCAAGAGUCGAUCCGAUGGUCUUGGAAUGAUUUCCGAGGGCCUCGAACUGCCAUUGUCUGACCUACCACCUAUCAAUGAGGCAGACAUCAAGAUCCUGCCAAUGUGCUGGAAGAACCCGAACGGUGGCCUUGCUCUCCAAAUCCACCCUUCGGCCAUUAAGGCGAUCCACAUGCCAAACGGAGAGGUGAUGACUGACUUGAAAGAGGUCAGAGAGCUCGUCCAUCGUCUGCAACGACCAGCCAUCUCUGCUCAGCAUGUUUACCCUCACGACUGGGUGGAAGGCGAUCUCGUUCUCUUCAACAACCAGGGUGUUCUUCACUCGGUCGUCGGAGCCUUUAGCCCGGAGGAGCAGAGAUUGUUCCGCCAGUGCAACUUGGCCAGCAGCGAGGGUGUGAUGGGACCCGAUGGAAAGCUGUACUAGACGUUGAUGACUGGGCUUGGGGGAUGGGGUGGUGGUGGGUGAGAUUUGGAUGACCUGCAUGUGCUUGAACUCCUUUCAUGGUUUUUGGGAGAAGUUACGAACUCGGCGUUUGGACGACGCAUCUAAGCCUCUUGGAGAGGAACUUGGCGGAGUUGGAACGUAACAAAGCGUAGAUACCCCUUUGAAUUUGAUG
Molecule: messenger RNA, 1394 nt
Organism: Mollisia scopiformis
Lineage: Eukaryota; Fungi; Ascomycota; Leotiomycetes; Helotiales; Mollisiaceae
Product: Clavaminate synthase-like protein
Exons: 1
Coding region: 74-1201 (375 amino acids)
Molecular function (GO): oxidoreductase activity
Source: RefSeq, a predicted model, not a curated record